CCAGCGAACAGCGAACAGCGAACAGCGUCGCGCAAACCCACCUCUACAUUCAUUCGAGACUUCUCCCGCCGACACUACCUUUAUUGAGAGAUCAAUAUGCCGGACCGAGACGAAGAGUCCUUCGAACCUUUCAUCGAGGAUCCAACCUCGGAGGACCGAUGGCGUCAACCCGGUUCGAAAUCUUGGACCGAUAGCCUUCCAUUUCAGAUCAGCAGCCGAUGGAACAAUUCCUUAUCAUCAGAGUCCCGCUCUCGAUCACGCUCCAGCUCUUCAGCUCCACGUCUCUCCCAGCGACGGCGAACCGUGUAUAUCGCCCUCGCCAUCUCACUUUCGUUCAUUGUGCUGUUCCUUUUCCAUACAUCGCGAAAAUCGCUAUCGUCGGCACCACCACCGCCCCCAGAGGAGGCCCCAUACCGUGCAGAUCCUUUCCUCUGCUCAACAUGGGAAUCCGCAAAACCAAUCCCAGCCGGAUCCUGGUCGGAUCUUUACCGCCAAUAUCGAUUUUGGACCAAAUAUGAUCGGAAAGAUGCUUUCAAAUUGAUUCCGGAACAGCUGCCUGCACCACAUGCUGAAGGGACCAAGACUCGCAGUUCAUCGCAAAGCUUGGUACGAGAAGAGGCGAAGAUCGGAGAGGAGAAGUCAGAGAGACGCGCUCGCGCCUCGAAAUGGAAGAAGCCGGAGGGCAUAAAGAUUAUUGGACUGGUAUUUUAUGGUCGGCCACAUCUGAUUGAUAUCUUGGAUUGCUACCUCUAUGAGAAUUUGGUUCAUCAGGGAGGUUAUUUGGACGAGGUUCAUUUCGUGGAACACACGGGAAACCAGGCCGACCUCGAAUGGCUUCACAAACUCGUGGAUUCCACUCCGGGUUACAAAGCUCUCGAAGUUGCGCCCAAAUGUCGACACGAGCCUCACUCGGAAGAUUGCAGUUAUGAAAGAAUGUGGGAGCAUUUUGGAACCGAAGACGACACCUUGUACAUCAAGAUGGACGACGACAUGGUCUACUUCCACGAAGACACGAUACCUCGCCUAGUACAUAGCCGUAUCAACCACGCGCAGCCAUAUGCGAUCAGCGCAAACCUCAUCAACGGUCCCAUUACUGCCUGGCAACACUAUCACCUCGGCGCCAUCCGCCCAUAUCUCCCCGAGCCUGCCCCGGUCCCACGCACGCAUGGGUUCAAGCCAACGUGGCGAGCAUCCGAGCUGCCAGUCCACCCACAUGAUUCACAGUAUCAGAAUCUGGCCUUGGGACCGAUUUAUACCAACGACCUCUACAACAGCGCUAUCCCGGACGAUGAGUCCCUUCAAAAGCUAUUCGGAGAGGCCCCCUUCCCAGGCCACCGCUGGCUGCCUCUGACUCAGAACACUACCAGCCUGCUCUACACCCCUAUGAGCCGUUUCGGCGAUGACCCAUGGCGCCUCGGUGUCCAUCUCUGGGCCACCGCUGCGCAGCAACACUACUCCUUCUUCCAAAACCUCGAAGAAGACGUUCUACACCGCUACUAUAUGGCCUCGGUUCCGCCGCACGGAGAAGGUCUCUGGAACACGCAAUACAUCCGCACCAACCUCAACUUCGUCGCGGUGUGGGGCAAGGACGUCCGGGAAGGCGCGCGUGUCCACCGUGAAUUCCGCGGCGGCAAAUCGGUCAUCGUCAGCGACAUGAACUACGACGAGAAGAACAUGACCGCCGAUAUUCCCCGAACCCUUGGUAGGCCUUUCGUUGUCGAUGUGCAGGCCAUCGUGUCACAUCUGCAUUUUGGUCCCUCAACGCCAAUGUUGCAGAUGACCGAUCUCCUCGACCGGUACCGCGCGUAUGCCAACGAGAAGGUCUGUCCCAAGGAUCGCCAGAAGAAAGUUCCGGGCCAACAUACUGGGCUGGCAUGGCCUGAGGGUCAAGAUGGGUGGUGGCAAUGUCCUUGGAUUGGGAAUGAGCAUAGGAAAACCGAGGAGCAUGACGAGGGGGAGGAGGAAGAGGAUAUGCCGUAGAAACGAGCUCCCUGGUCCGACCGAUCAAGCGCGUGGUUUUUUGAGCAAUCGAGGCCAAGUUUCGCAAGCGAAGACGCUUUGGCUUUCACCACCCCGAUCUUUUUCAAUAUUUCAACUUCACUUUCUAGAGAUGAGCUUAACACUAGACAUUUAUGCUACAAUUUAUGUAAGAUUUCAGAACACUUUGAUGUUCGCA
This is a messenger RNA of Dissoconium aciculare CBS 342.82, 2176 nucleotides long. RefSeq lists its product as uncharacterized. The transcript is spliced from 4 exons. Bases 97 to 1980 code for a protein of 627 amino acids. The record is from RefSeq and is a predicted model, not a curated record. NCBI's taxonomy places the organism in Eukaryota, Fungi, Ascomycota, Dothideomycetes, Mycosphaerellales, Dissoconiaceae.